AGUUUUGUUGAAUUUAUUCAAACAUCAACAUGAAAUUUUUAAUAUUUUUGCUUAUGGUGCUUAUGAGUAUUGCUUGCAGUUUCGGCCAAGGACCUCCUGGAAUGACAUUCGGAAAACCAGGUGAUGGUCCUCCAAAGAACCCACCACCAAAUACUGGUGAUGAUCAGGAUGUUCACAGUUACAAACUCUUCAGUACAGCUGACGCGUUAAACAAUAAAUUCGCAAGGAAAAUCUUCUCGGAGUUUUCAUCAGUUUAUUAA
This is a messenger RNA of Clunio marinus, 260 nucleotides long. Lineage: Eukaryota; Metazoa; Arthropoda; Insecta; Diptera; Chironomidae. The record is from the annotation of a GenBank genome assembly.